AGUCCACGUAGCGGCUACGUUUCGUAGCCAGUACUGUUCAUUUGUCGGUGUAUGUGGUAUUUGGUGUAAUAGUUUGUAACGGAUGUGUGUAUUAUUUAGUGCGGUACUCGAAUGAUGUGUGUGUUGGAUACAAGGAGUUCCGAGCUUGCCGAUAAACCUGUUUGAUGGUUCGGAAAAAUGGUACAUUUUAUUGACAUUCUUCUGAAAUGCGACGACGCUCCAACCAGUUAUUCAAGAUGAGAUGGCGACAGACUGGCAGCAUGGGCAUACAACUAGCGGCGGCCAUAUUCUGCAUGCUGCCUCUCUACACAUCAUCCACGGGAGAUAUACGGCAUCACGGCAUAUCAAGAGCUCGCGGUUGGCGCGCAGGCGUGCAGCCGUCCGCUGACGUAACAGCUAACAAUACGGUCAGCAACAUCACCGCACAGCUGGGCGGUACUGCCUACCUCCACUGCCUUGUCGGGCACUUGAGCGAAAGAGGGCAAGUGUCUUGGAUAAGAAAGCGUGACUGGCAUAUCCUGAGCUCUGGGAAGUUCACAUACACAAACGAUGAGAGGUUUCAGGUCUUACACGGUGAAGGGUCUGAAGACUGGACCCUACAAAUCAAGUUUGUGCAGAAGAGGGACAAUGGCACUUAUGAAUGUCAGGUGUCAACCAGAACAGGCAUCGUGUCCCACUAUGUUCGAUUGCAGAUAGUGGUGCCGGAAGCCUUCAUCCUCGGCUCAGGGGAACACCAUGUGGAUAUGGGUAGCGUCAUCCAUCUCAUCUGCAUUGUUGAAAAGAGCCCAACACCGCCACAAUACGUAUUCUGGUACCACAACGACCGUAUGAUCAACUAUGACGCGACGCGGGGCGGGAUAACGGUUGAGACUGAGCCUGGCGCCCGCACGCAGUCCCGGCUGACAGUCCGAGGAGCCACGCUGAAAGACUCCGGGAACUACACCUGCAGCGCGAGCAACACUGAGCCCGCUUCCAUUCAUGUCUUCGUUUCGGAAGGCAGCAACAAGAUGGCUGCUAUACUCCGACGCAACACUAGCGCUAUCCACGGUAUCACAACCAGUGGCACCUGUCUCCUGCUCCUAACCUCAAUACUACUACACUUCGGUCUCCGAUGACGUUAGUGCGGGACGGCAGAUAUUCAGGCACUGUAUGAGAGAAAAGGACGGAUAUAGGAUGCGAAUUGCUUUUUUAUUUGAGGCAUUUUUUUUUUAUUCGUGUGAUUUUUUUUGUUUUAAAGAUUAACUUGAUAUCCAGACUACAAGUAUUUGUGGAGAACUUUAUUAUUAUUGUUUUCUUUUUUUUACUAGGUAUUGUUCAAUGUAAGCUAGAACCCGCUACUUACUAGUAGUAAAGCAAUCAGUUAUUGUCUCAAUCAACAGACAAACAGACUGGAUUCUUUUUAAUAAUGUCUCGAUUUGAACGAUUUUUAGCUUUAUAUUUUUUUUUAAUGAGUAUAAUAUAUUUAAAAUACGUAAACCCAACCAUUUACCCGACUGUUUAAGAAAGAGAAUUACGUUUGUAUUCUUUCAAAAAUGUCAAUCUCAGAAAGUCCUCAUACAGUGCCAACAUAGAAAAUUAAUUUAAAAAAUAAUAAUAAUAAACCAAUCAUUGAAUUGUAACAUAAGGUUUAUUGUAACAUUAUGAAAUAAUUAGUUUACGUAACAAAUAUUAUAUAAAGACGUAACUUAGUUACUUAUUACUUAAAUUAAAAUUUAAUAUAGACACAAUAUUGUACAGGUUAUUGAAACAAUUACUAGUAACUAUAGCUAAUAAUAUUAUUAUGAAAUAUUGCUGGACAUUUGUGAGAGAAAAAAAAUUGUGAAACUUUAUGAAAAUUGUUCUGAUGGUAUAAGUCUCAUAAAGCUGUGUACACACCUGUGAAUGUAAUUAAUACUUUAUAAUAUUUAUAGAUAUUAUCAUAG
This is a messenger RNA of Spodoptera litura, 1922 nucleotides long. Its product is annotated as zwei Ig domain protein zig-8. The record is from RefSeq and is a predicted model, not a curated record. NCBI's taxonomy places the organism in Eukaryota, Metazoa, Arthropoda, Insecta, Lepidoptera, Noctuidae. Gene Ontology annotation, biological process: synapse organization. Gene Ontology annotation, cellular component: neuron projection membrane.